GUCGUUACUUGCAAGUCCAAUUCUCUUUGUUAUCGGUUGGUGGGGAGCGUGAAGAGGCUUCAAGGGUAUAGGGUUUAUCCUCCCCGCGGGCGAGUAAGCCACUAGAUGAUGCUAUAUGUGCAGAGAUGUUCAUGCUAUCAUGAUGGGAAUGCCCCAAAUUUUGUGUUCUCUAUGGAAGUAAGCUGUGCGAACUUAGAUCCCAAAAGGGGAUCGUUAGACUUUGUGGGAAGGCGAGUUGAACGUAAUCUAUUGGGGAGCUCGUGUUCCGGGUAUGGCAUAAUUUCUAAGAAUAACAGGAAAUUGGGACGUGGCUUUCCUGGUUUUCCGAUAAAUGCUUCUUCUAGAGGUCGAAGUCCGUCAGAAUACGAAAAUUUAAGUAGCGGGUGUGUGUUUAGUUGUGUUAAAUCUGGCACCAAGUGUGUAAAGUCUUUGAGAAACAAAGGUUUUGAUUCUGGUUACCGUUCCAUAUCUGUUCAGUGUGCUAAAGGGGGCAGAAAUAGUUCGAGAAAUGGAAAAGUUGAAUCUUUACAUCCUGCUGCAUCGGAGAAAUCCAGGCGUGGUGGUAGAGAUAUUCUUAGAAACCCUUCCAAAGGCAAGGGGUUGUCUUAUGGAGGACGAAUUCCUUCCGUGCUGCAAGCGUUAGACGACAUUGAGGAUUUGGACAAUGCCUUGAAGCCAUGGGAAGCCAGUUUAAAUUGCAAAGAAAUAAGCAUAAUACUUAAGGAGCAAUGGAGAUGGGAACGUGCACUCGACAUUUUUGGGUGGUUAAAGGAAAAGGGGUCCUAUGAACUCAAUGUUAUUCAUUACAAUAUUAUGUUUGGGAUUCUUGGAAGAUCACAUCAGUGGAAUAAUAUUCGCAGACUUUGGGAAGAAAUGAAGGUCUUGGGGAUUAUUCCCACUAACCCUACCUAUGGUACCCUAAUUGAUUCUUAUAGUAAAGCUGGACUGAAAGAUGAAGCUCUUAUGUGGCUAGAUGACAUGAGGAGCCGCAGGAUAAAACCUGAUGAAGUCACAAUGGGAAUUGUUGUACAAACGUUCAAAAGAGCAAAAGAGUUUGAAAAAGCAGACCAAUUUUUCAAGGAUUGGUCCUCAGAUGCAAGUCUUAGUGAUACCUGCGAUAGCUUAAAUGCAAGUCAAAAACAGAAUUUUCAACAAGUCAAUUCUCUUUCUGCACGAUCGCCCCAGAAAUUUUACAGCUCGUAUACAUAUAACACUCUAAUUGAUACAUAUGGCAAAGCUGGUCAACUACAAGAGGCAUCAAAUUUAUUCAACCAGAUGCUUAAGGAUGGAAUAGUUCCCAACACGAUUACUUUCAAUACAAUGAUCCAUAUUUGUGGCAAUCAUGGGCUUAUUGAAGAAGCAGAUGCCCUUUUGUUGAAGAUGGAGGAUCUUAGGUGCCUUCCAGAUGCAAGAACAUACAACAUACUCAUGUCCUUGCACGUGAAGAAUCAGAACAUCAAUAUGGUCUCUUGUUACUUCGCAAAAAUGAAAGAGUCUGGCCUCAAGCCUGACCAUGUGAGCUACCGUACCCUCUUGUAUGCAUUUUCAGAUAGAAACAUGGUGGAAGAAGUUGAAUCAGUAAUUGCAGAAAUGGACCAAGAGGGUGUCCAUGUCGAUGAAUUCAUACAAACAACAGUCAUGAGGAUGUAUAUAGAUGUCAAUAUGCUUGAAAGAUCAUGGGCUUGGUUCGAAAGGUUUCACCUUGGCAAAGAAGAGAUGAGUUCUGAAUGCUAUUCUGCAAUUAUUGAUGCUUAUGGUGAGCGCGGUUACCUGCUGGAAGCUGAAAAGGUAUUUCAUUGUUGUUCUGAUAAGCAAAGAUUAAGUGUUAUGGAGUUCAACGUGAUGAUUAAGGCUUAUGGCAAAGUCAAAAUGUAUGACAAGGCUUGUCAGUUGAUCCAAACUAUGGAGUCUUAUGGCAUCCUUCCAGACAAAUGUACAUAUAAUUCUCUGAUACAGAUAUUUUCAAGUGCUGGACUCCCUUAUAAAGCAAGAUGUUACAUCAGCAAAAUGCAGGAGGGUGGAUUUGUAGAUGACUGUGUCCCAUACUGUGCCAUUAUUUCCAGUUUCGUUAAGUUAGGUCGGUUGGAAAAAGCUGAGGAGCUUUUUCAAGAUAUGGUUAUUUCCGGUGUGAAGCCAGAUAUUGUUGUGUUUGGUAUACUAAUAAAUGCAUUUGCUGAAAUUGGCAGCAUCGGACAUGUUAAAAGAUAUUUCUCUCUGAUGUAUGAGGCAGGUUUCUCUGGAAACUCAGUUAUUUUUAAUUCUUUAAUUAAGUUAUACACCAAACUUGGGUGCUUAAGAGAAGCAGAGGAGAUAUACAAGUUGCAUCAGUCAUCAGAUGAUAGACCUGAUGUGUACUCUUCCAAUUGUAUGAUUGACUUGUAUAGUCAACACUCUAUGGUUAAUGAUGCCGAAGAAAUCUUCAAGUACCUAAAAGACCAAGGAAUAGCUAACGAGUUCUCUUAUUCGAUGAUGCUUUUUCUAUACAAGAAGGUUGGCAGAUUCAGUGAAGCGUCUUGUAUUGCUCAAGAGAUGCAAGCACUUGGCCUUCUUAGUAAGACAUUGAGUUAUAACAACGUGAUUUGCUUAUAUGCUUCAACUGGAAGAUACAGAGAAGCUGUUGAAACAUUUUCUAGAAUGAUUGAAUCUAGAACACUGCCAGAUGGUUCUACUUACAAAACACUUCGUACCAUUUUGAUCAAAGGAGGGGUUUCAAAAGAGGCAGUUAAUCAGCUGAAACAGAAACAAAAGGAAAAUGCCUUGUGCGGCACCCAUGCAUGGUUGGCUACUCUUUGUGCUAUGGUGGGAAUGCACGAUGAAGCUCAACAGGCAUGCUUUACUAUGAGACAGUUUUCUGAAACUGGUGAUGCUCCCCGAAGUAUGUCAUUAGCUACGGGUGGUUCUGGGUGAGCAUUUUAAAACACCCAAGUUAAGUUGCAUGUAUAGGUAGGUUUAAUUGAGAUUAUAUAUAGAAAGACGCCACAAUGUGUAGUGGUUUCGAAGUUCAAGAAGCCUGUUUGGGGUAGUGCCAUUCAGGUACUUAAUAAAUUUUUAUUAGAGAUAUAGUAGGUUUCAAUUAUUUAUGCACCA
This is a messenger RNA of Nymphaea colorata (pocket water lily), 3087 nucleotides long. Its product is annotated as pentatricopeptide repeat-containing protein At3g23020. NCBI's taxonomy places the organism in Eukaryota, Viridiplantae, Streptophyta, Magnoliopsida, Nymphaeales, Nymphaeaceae. The transcript has 2 exons. Gene Ontology annotation, molecular function: protein binding. Bases 106 to 2907 code for a protein of 933 amino acids. The record is from RefSeq and is a predicted model, not a curated record.